AUGUUAGACGGCGCGUCAUCUGAUUCUGGCCCGGAGCCGUGCACUGCGCGUGAAGCAUGGAGCGGCCAAGGCGUGUUGUGCCUGGCACAUCUCACUCAUGCGGUGGUCGUGCCUGGAGUGGAGGAGAAACUGCGAAUUGAGCUGGCAGACGUUCCACUUCCGGCAAUCGAGCUUCGGUGCAAGGCGUACGUUGGACCACAGACAGCUCUCACAGAGGGUCUUGACAAGUCGCGGCUUCGGAAAGCCAGGCUGGAGGUUGUGGGUCACAAGGCUGUGGCAGAGGUGUGGAUCGGGGCGCCCCAGGCCGAGCCCUGGGCCAUCCGCAUCAAGUUGUACCGGAGACCUGCGAGCAACCUCUUUGCACAAGAGCGACUUGCUGAAUUGGUGGAAGCCUUGCCACGGCCAAGAUCGCUGGUUCAACUGGUCCCCGUUCAGCAUGCCAAGCUGGAAGUGCUGCGUUUGGUACCGCUGUCAGCAGCCGCCGCCCUCCAGAAGGCCGCAGGAGAGGUCCUCGCCAAAGCGGUGGCAGCAGGUGUGGAAGCUCCCGACAUUGAGAAGCUCUGCCUCGGUGCUCGAGAGCUUGGCCCAGAGACCAUGCUCAGCAAGGACGUUGAGCGAGCGCUGGAGUCUGCCGCAGGCAUGGGAAAGCGCGAGGUGGUGGACAAGCUGCUGGCGGCAGGCGCCAAGCCAACCCUCCAAGCCGCUCAUGCAGCAGAGCAGGCGCAAACAGCCGGGUGUGUGGACCUUGCGCGAGACCUUUUCAUUGCGCAGGAGCCCGACGCCAAGGCACCGGUGCUGAGGGCCCUGGAAGAGCGGAUGCCGCUGGUGGCCGAGCGCCUGCUGAAGGAGAAGGAGGCCGCACUCAACGAGCUGCCAGCAGACGGCGAGCCUGCCCGCAAGGCGCAUGCCGCCGGAGCAUGGUCGGUGCUUGCUGCAUUGUUGGAGCGUGGUGAUCCGAUGCCGGCGAAGCCCCGGCUGCUGCUGGACUACGCGCUGCGCGCGGGUCACGCGGGCCUGGCGAGGUCCUGCCUGAAGCACAUGGGAGAGGAUACGAAGGACAUGGACGCAGCCCUUCGCACCUGCCUGGACCACGGUCGCACCGAGAUCGUCCGAGAAGCCUUGGAGGUGAUGUGGAAAGCUCGGUCAAGCCAGUGGUCAGAAGGCCCUCCUUUGCUUUGCUUGGAGUACGGCCCAGAAGACCAACCUGCAGAAUGCAGCGUUUGCUUUGACCCGCUGUAUACCAGUCCAGGGGUCUACAUCAAUGAGGAGGGCUCCCGCGUGUGCGGGCAUUUCACAUGCUUGAACUGCGCAGAGCACGUUCAAGAUGAGGCUGGCGUGCCGCUGAGCCAAAAGAUCCUGCUGCGCAAGCAAGAAGCAUCGCCAGACGCAUCCACAGCACCACAAGGUCAAGCGGUCUUUGCGCGGGUGAUUUGCACUCCUGGCACGCGACCCACGCUGCAGGCGAUUGGGCCUGGUGCAAUUAGGAGCGCCUACCAAGAGAGUCGCAGCGACCGAAGGCUGAGGAACCCGAAGACGUGGAAGGAUCUAAGCUGUCAGGAGGCAGGUUACCGGAAGGAGGAGGGGCUGCCGUGUCAUGCAUCAUCAGGUCAGAUCGCCUGCAGGUUUUACGACGACAUGGCGGAUUUCUGGUUCCAAGACGUGAUUGGCGCGGGACUGGUGAUUGCCAGCAAAACCUUGGUAAACCGCAUCCGCCACGCCGACUACUGGGCAUCGUCUGGCGCGCAGACAAGGGCAGAGAGCAAGGAGAUCUGCGAAUGCGACAAGCAGGGACGCUCUUCAUACGAACUGCACAAGAACGACUGGUAUGUGGAGCGCUGGAACACCUGGAGCUGA
Effrenium voratum is the source of this 1854-nucleotide messenger RNA. The record is from the annotation of a GenBank genome assembly. NCBI's taxonomy places the organism in Eukaryota, Dinophyceae, Suessiales, Symbiodiniaceae.